This is a messenger RNA of Podarcis lilfordi (Lilford's wall lizard), 171 nucleotides long. NCBI's taxonomy places the organism in Eukaryota, Metazoa, Chordata, Lepidosauria, Squamata, Lacertidae. The record is from the annotation of a GenBank genome assembly.
AUGGUCGAGAGUCGCUUGUUUCUGGCCUCCUACGAGCAGGGUCCCGUCUUCAACAGGAGGCAAACCGCCGAACACAUAGAAUUUAUUCGACAUGGUUUCUUUCAGACAGUUGUGAGAACAUCCGAAGAAGCUCGCACCAUGCUUCGGAUUCAGGAGGCUGUUGCUUAUUAA